UCUUGUCCAAUAACGGCUCAUUCUAAUGUUGGGAAUGAUUAUACAUUUCUGCAGCCCAUCCUGCCUUUUCUGCAAACAUUGCCUGUGCAGCUUGUUCUUUUCUAAAUGAUAAGAUUGCAUAGUUUUCCAGUGAGAGAGCUGUAAUUGUGCCGAUACAAGAAUUCCUCUUGAAAUUAUAGCGUCCGUCCUUCCACCAUGUGAUCUCUGCAUUCUGCUUCCUCUGCUGACAAACUUGUUUGACCUCCGUGCAUGCUGAACUGCAAACAGCGGAAUGCAUGGUGGGAUUACGUAUCGAGGAGCCGCCAAAGGAUGUGUAAUUCUGUCCAGAGAUUCACACAGCCCUGCCAGGUUCAGAACAAGAAUAUCUGAUGAUUCCUUGUAGUCAUUCCAUACCCAGCACACCUCAGCUUUACUGUGAAGAGACUCAGGGGAAAGCACUGGGACUACAGGAAUCGUGCUGGACAGAUUGGCCUUUGGAGCUACUACAGCUAUCGCCUACCUUGUGGGUGUGGAUCUGUGUUCAUCUCUGCUUAGUUACUGUUAGUCAGCAGCCAUGCCGGCCUUGUCUACUGGAGCUGGAAGUGACACAGGUCUGUAUGAGCUCUUGGCUACACUACCGGCCCAGCUGCAGCCACAUGUGGACAGCCAAGAAGACCUGACCUUCCUCUGGGAUAUGUUUGGUGAAAAAAGUCUCCAUUCACUGGUAAAGAUCCAUGAAAAGUUACAUUACUACGAGAAGGAGAAUCCGCAGCCCAUCAUAAACAGUGCCACAGCCUUGGCAGAAGAUCUGGCUGAAGAGCUGCAGAGCAAGCCCCUGAACAGCGAGAUCAGAGAAUUGUUGAAGCUGCUGUCAAAGCCGAAUUUCAAGGCCUUGCUGUCAGUACAUGACACAGUAGCUCAGAAGAGCUAUGACCCGGUCCUUCCUCCCAUGCCAGAAGACAUUGAUGAUGACGAAGAUUCAGUGAAAAUCAUUCGGCUUGUGAAGAACAGAGAACCUCUGGGUGCAACGAUAAAGAAAGACGAGAACACAGGAGCCAUUGUUGUGGCCAGGAUAAUGCGAGGAGGAGCUGCUGACAGAAGUGGUCUUAUCCAUGUGGGUGAUGAAUUAAGGGAAGUCAACGGAAUAAGUGUAGAGGAUAAAAAGCCAGAAGAAAUCAUCCAUAUUUUGGCACAGUCUCAAGGUGCAAUAACAUUUAAAAUCAUACCAACUAUCAAGGAGGAAUCACCAAAUAAUGAAGGAAAGAUGUUUGUUAAAGCUCUCUUUGACUACUAUCCUAAUGAGGAUAAAGCAAUUCCUUGUAGAGAAGCCGGGCUCGCGUUCAGAAAGGGAGAUGUACUUCAGAUCAUGAGCCAGGAUGAUGCAACUUGGUGGCAGGCCAAACAAGAAGGUGAUGCCAAUCCCAGAGCUGGAUUGAUCCCUUCCAAACAAUUCCAAGAGAGGAGAUUUGCACUAAGAAAGCCGGUCAUCCUGACACAACCACAGAAAAUCUCCAACAGAAAAUCAUAUGAGGAAACUGUUGAGUAUGAGGAAAUUGAAGAAGAUGCAGAAUGUGCCGCUCAUAACUCUGGGACCUAUCUAGCUGGUUUUCGGAGAAGUUUUCGUCUCAGCAGGAAAGACAGAAAAACAAAUAAAUUCAUGUACGAAUGUAAGAAGAGCGACCAAUAUGAUACAGCAGAUGUUCCUACCUUUGAAGAAGUGGCAUUGUAUCAACGACAGCCUAAUGAGAAAUACAGGCUGAUAAUCUUGGUUGGACCAGUGGGUGUUGGAUUAAAUGAACUGAAGAGGAAAGUGUUGAUCAGUGACUCCCAGCACUAUGGAGUAACAGUACCGCAUACAACUCGAGGAAAGAGAAGUCAAGAAUGCGAUGGCGUGGAAUACAUAUUUAUCUCCAAACACUUGUUUGAAGCAGACAUACAAAAUAACAAGUUUAUUGAGUACGGCGAAUAUAAGAACAAUUACUACGGCACAAGUAUCGACUCUGUACGGUCUGUGAUGGCCAAAAACAAAGUCUGUUUGCUGGAUAUACAACCCAGUAGCAUAAAACACCUAAGGACCUAUGAGUUUAAGCCUUACGUGAUAUUCAUCAAGCCACCAUCUAUUGAACGCUUGCGAGAGACGAGGAGGAACGCCAACGUGAUCUCCAGCAAAGAUGAGCGGGCAUCCUCAAAACACUUCACAGAUGAAGACUUUGAAGAAAUGAUAAGAUCAGCACAGCUCAUGGAAACCCAAUAUGGCCACUACUUUGACAAAAUUAUAAUAAACGAUGACCUCACUACAGCACACAAUGAACUCAAAUCCACUCUGGACAGGCUGGAGAGAGAGAGCUUCUGGGCCCCUGUAAGCUGGCUCCAUUCCUGAACUCUGCAGCACCAAGAGUUUUUAUUUUAUGUUAUUUUUUUAAAAAUCUGUACAAACGACAAGCGCGUCGCAGUGGGAUUCCUCAUCCACUCUGGCUGAAUUAAUUUUAAGUCCUGGUUUGCUUAUGUUUUCCCUCAGAGAUGGCCGAAAUCUUUUCACAGAUGAGACAUUUUGUAUGUAAAGAGUAUGUACAGAGCAAGUCAUACAGGAAGUAGAUUUGGUACAGUAUGUGUGUUUUGUUGGUACAGUGGACUUCUUCUAUGAAGUGUCUGACUGAAGAAACUACUGUGUAUCUCACUUAAAGUAAACCUUUACAAACAGCCUUUCUUAACCUUAACCUUAAUAUGGAGGAACCCUUUAAAUAACUUUUUGGUCUCAGGGAACCUCUGCUAAUAUUUCUAUAUCUACGGCUCAUGAUACAUUAGCGUUCUGGUCAGUGAGAAGAAUGCUCCUUACAUUUGUGGUCAUUGGGAAGAAUCCCCUUCUUA
Molecule: messenger RNA, 2847 nt
Organism: Rana temporaria (common frog)
Lineage: Eukaryota; Metazoa; Chordata; Amphibia; Anura; Ranidae
Gene: MPP7
Product: membrane palmitoylated protein 7
Exons: 21
Coding region: 554-2359 (601 amino acids)
Biological process (GO): protein localization to adherens junction
Cellular component (GO): cell-cell junction; plasma membrane
Molecular function (GO): protein binding
Source: RefSeq, a predicted model, not a curated record